Molecule: messenger RNA, 582 nt
Organism: Eimeria maxima
Lineage: Eukaryota; Apicomplexa; Conoidasida; Eucoccidiorida; Eimeriidae
Exons: 2
Coding region: 1-582 (193 amino acids)
Source: RefSeq, a predicted model, not a curated record
AUGCGUUUCACCUGUGCGCUUGCUUCCCAGCUGUUGCUGUUUUUGACCGUCCCAGAAUCCUCACUGGGCGAGGUGGCUGCAGCAGAACAGGAUGUAGCCACUGCUUCUGUAGGUCAGCUGUCGGUGGGGGAGCCGACAGGAGCCGAUUUGCCUCUGGCGCUUGAAAUACCGCACGCUGUGGACAAGGAGAGCCACAGCCACGCCUUGUGGUCUGUGGAGGGUCUGCAUGCGGCGGACUCGAAGGUGAAUGUGCGUGGCCUGAAGAGCUCUUUGGCGGGUCUGUUGUUCGUUGCUGCUUAUUUGCUGGCCCACAUACUAUCCAACCGUCAGUCUAUGCUAUUGCGCCGGGGGCCGUCUGCAGGUUUGGCAAGCGGGCCCCGCCAGACAGGCAAGCGUAGGAGGGGACUACAUCAGAUGGUCAUAGGAGCUUCCUUGUUCUUCCUAUGCCUGGGUGCUGGUUUAACCAUGGGGCCUUUGGUACAGCUUCCUUUGGUGGAAAACCAGUUACUGAGCGCAGCCGCUGCCGGCCUCUUCCUGUGGGGUGCGGCUCUGUACUUCGAUCCCUACGGCAUGGUUAUGUAA